This is a messenger RNA of Nerophis lumbriciformis (worm pipefish), 5163 nucleotides long. The record is from RefSeq and is a predicted model, not a curated record. Lineage: Eukaryota; Metazoa; Chordata; Actinopteri; Syngnathiformes; Syngnathidae.
AUGACCAGCUUGAAGCGCCCACCGAUGGAGUGCGCCGUCGGGGGCUCCGUCCCUGCCACCGAUGAGUUUUACCCUCGCCACAUGCGCAUCGUCAACGGUGGUGCAGUGCCAGCCCGCACGGACAAUGUCCACGGCACUUUGAGCACAGGCGUGCCAAAGAUGGGCGUGCGGGCGCGCGUGGCCGAUUGGCCGCCGAGGAAGGACGUUUCGCGAGCUUUUUGGCACUCAACCACCGAGUCUGAAAUCAUGAGUGUGCCUCUGAAAAAUCACAUUAAAUUAGGAUCAAUUAUUAGCCCUCAGGACUCGUCAAUGCUGCGAAAUAUCCACAAUACUUUGAAAAAUCGAACACAGUCCCAGGCUAACAACUACUGCACUGACACUCGGUACUUGGCGCCAGGAGACUACAGAAGUCCGCCACGCCGAAACACACACCAGAAGCGAAUCCAUCAGCGCAGCAACAGUGACAUGACCAUCAGUGAAAUGGAAGCUGGCGGAGAUAGCGAAGAAGACUGGGGUCCGCCGUUGGGGACUAAAUGGUCUCCUCUUCACCGGGAGUAUGGCAGCACAUCUUCAAUAGAACAACAUGGAGCUUCUGGUGAGAGUUUCUUUGAAAUGCUUAAAGGCUACCAAGGAGAAGUAGACCAGCGUAGCCCAGCUCCAGAUCAACUGGAGGACAUGCUGAAUGUUCGGCCUAAGCAGGCCACCCUUGACCUCUCGGAAAAUGCUAACGACGAUCAGCCACAGAAACCCAAGGAAAGGGAAAAGCCUCCAAAGAGACGUACUAAAUCAGAGACCGGCGGUGAGUCUAUAUUUCGUAAGCUUCGUAACGUGCGGGGCGAGUCUGACUCGCCGAGAGUUGGAUCGGAUGUAGAGGACAGUCGAAUGGAGGACACGGGGCCAUCGCUAAAACCGUGGGUCUGUCAGAAAGGCUUCGCUCACUUUGACGUCCAAAGCACACUGUUUGACCUUAACGAAGUCAUUCAGUUGCGGCAGAAUGCGAGCAGGAGGAAGAACAACACCACCACUGGGGCCUCUGCAGCUGCCGUUGCCUCGGCUACCUCCACCCUUUCAUCCACUCAUAGCCUUCCAUACAGCUCCCCGAGCGGUAGUCAGGAGGACCUCAACUCCCGAGACAGCCCCGGCCUGGACUCAGGAGAUGAACACAGCAACGAGAUGCUGCUCAGUUGCCCCUGUUUCCGAAAUGAGAUAGGUACAGACAACUAUGGGCGGCACCGAUUGGGUGCAAAUGGGGCAGGCUACUAUGGACUUGUGGGAGGUGUAGCAGGUAGCUCAGGGAACUUGAACGGAGAAGGGAACUUUUAUGAAAGCUCACUAAGUACACACUGCACCAACGCUGGAGUGGCUGUGCUGGAGGGACCGAAGGAAGGCCCAAGUACACUCAGCGAAAAAGCCAAACAAUACAUCGUGGAGCAUGUGGACCUUGGUGCUUACUACUACAGAAAGUUCUUCUACUUGAGGGAACACUGGAACUACUUUGGGAUUGAUGACGCCUUAGGUCCUGUGGCAGUGAGCUUGCGCAGAGAGAAGUUGGAGGAGGACAAGGAGCACGGUCAGCAGUAUAAUUAUCGUCUCAUCUUCAGAACCAGUGAGCUCACAACACUCAGAGGGUCCAUCUUGGAGGAUGCCGUGCUCUCCACCUCCAAGCAUGGCACUGCCCGAGGGCUGCCCAUUAAAGAGGUGCUGGAGUACAUUCUCCCAGAAUUGGAUUUGCCUUGCCUCCGACUGGCUCUCAAUACCCCCAAAGUCACAGAGCAGCUGAUGAAACUGGAUGAGCAAGGACUGAGUUUCCAGGUAAAGGUGGGUGUGAUGUACUGCCGAGCCGGACAGAGCUCAGAGGAGGAGAUGUACAACAACGAGAUGGCGGGUCCCGCCCUAGAGGAGUUCCUGCAGCUACUCGGGGAGAAGGUUCGCCUCAAGGGCUUCACCAAGUACAGAGCCCAGCUGGACACCAAAACGGACUCAACCGGCACACAUUCGCUUUACACAUCCUACAAGGACUAUGAGCUCAUGUUCCACGUGUCCACUUUGCUGCCUUACACACCUAAUAAUAAGCAACAGUUACUGAGGAAGCGCCAUAUUGGGAACGACAUAGUAACCAUUGUGUUCCAGGAGCCUGGUGCUCACCCCUUCACCCCAAAGGCCAUUCGCUCUCACUUUCAACAUGUUUUCAUUGUUGUAAGAGUGCACGAUCCCUGCUCAGACAACACUUGCUACAGUGUGGCAGUGAGCCGCUCCCAAGACGUACCCCCCUUUGGUCCACCUGUCCCCAAGGGCGUGACCUUUCCCAAGUCCUCCGUCUUCAGGGACUUCCUGUUGGCUAAGGUUAUCAACGCUGAAAACGCAGCUCACAAGUCGGACAAGUUUGGCGCCAUGGCGACACGGACGCGGCAAGAGUACCUGAGAGACUUGGCGGAGCGUCACGUGACCAACACGCCGGUGGAGCCUAGCGGGAAGUUCCCCUUCAUUUCCUUGGCGCACAAACGGCGGGAGAAAGUGCGACCGUAUAGCGGGGCGGAGCUCCGGAGCUUGGGCGCCAUAACCUGGCAGGUUCACGCCGAAGAUCAGGUGGCGGGCGCCGAGCGGGAAUGCCUGUUGGCCAUUUCAAACGACUUUGUGAUCCUACUGGAUCAGGAAGCCAAAGCGGUUGUGUUUAACUGCGGUACUCGCGAUGUGAUUGGAUGGUCAACCGGAAGCCCCGCCUCUUUGAAGAUCUUUUACGAGCGCGGUGAAAGCGUGUCACUUCGCUCCAUUAACAACAAUACAGAAGACUUUGGAGAAGUGGUUAAGCGACUAGAGCUGUUGACCAAAGGUAGCCAGACCGCAGAAAUGACGUUGCGUCGCAACGCUCUGGGACAGCUGGGGUUUCACGUCAACUUUGAGGGCAUCGUGGCCGAAGUGGAGCCUUAUGGAUACGCCUGGCAGGCCGGGCUGAGGCAAGGCAGCCGACUGGUGGAGAUCUGCAAGGUCGCCGUGGCGUCGCUGUCACACGAGCAGAUGAUCGACUUGCUCCGGACGUCCGUCACUGUCAAAGUGGUCAUCAUUCCGCCGCACGAAGACUCGACGCCGCGCAGAGGCUGCUCUGAAAUCUACCACAUGCCGCUAGUGGACUACAAGAAUCACAAGGAGGGAAUGCCUUACGAGUUAAAGUUCCCCUUCCGCCCAGCUACCAACAGCAACACCAAGUGGCCCAGAACAUCCUCCAGCCCUCAGACGCGGCCCGCCGGCUCAGGCGGAACGCUCAUCAAGGCUCCCCCGCCGGACUUCGGCAACUCUGCCCUCAUGCCUCGCAGCGUGUCCAGCGACGGGCGACCCAUUAUUCCCAAAAGGUAUUCACCUGGGAAUGAGAACUACGCCCUCGCCUGUUCAAUUGUGAUGGGCCGCACGCUUCACAACACAAAUUCCCCCUCCGGACUCCCGUACGCUGACAACAUGAGCUCCAACCAUUGGAGGCAGAAGUCUAUGCCUGAGGGGUUUAAUAACAACAACUGCCAGUCCCCUGUGUCGUCUGCACGACCGUUGCCAGGUGACAGCGGCAUCAAAAUGGGCUCCAGCACAGGAGCCGCUUGGUCCCGAAAUGGGGAGAGUGAGGCAACGUGUAGACAGGGAGAAAAAAACACUCAAGAAACCUCAAAGGCGGUCACUCCUCGACUCCAGCCACCAGAGCAGAGUGGACAUGUUUCACCUAACAAGAGCGUGAAGGCGGACGCGCCAUAUUCCUCCAGCCAAUCCAGCAGCAACACACUGUCUAGCAAUGCCUCGAGCUCCGCCCACAGCGAUGAGAAAUGGUACGAGGUGGGCUCCCGCUCGGGAGUGCGCGGUGAUCUGGAGCUCGCCGGCUACCUCCAGGGCACGUCCACCGACAGCGGCAUCGACGCCACGUCCUUCACUGCCACACAGAGCAGCACGGGCUCGUCCAACGCCGCCAUCAAGGCCACGGACGGUGUCCCGUGGCAGGGCGAGGCGGCUGGCGGGCAGACAGGCGGCGACUCUUCGCCGCCCACUCCAGAGUCACUCGUCCCCGCUGAAGGUGGUUGUGAGAACCCAUUGAAGAGCCCAUCAGCCUUUCCAGACAGCCCUUCCUACACUCUGAGUGACUCCGCCUCCCACUCCAGCACACCGAGUUCCGGCCCCUCUGGAAACCAGGAGGAGCCGGCAACUGACACCUCGCCCACAGCCCAGGAUUCCCCGGGGCCCAAGACCUUCUAUCCUAGGCAGGGGGCCACCUCGAAAUUCUUAAUCGGCUGGAAAAAACCCGGCGGGACCGUCAACUCUAUCGACUUUGGCAGCACUCGGAAACGACACCAGAGCGACGGUCUCCUGGUCAGUCAGCCGCAGCUCAGAGCCAAUCUGCGGGGCUCGCAGUCGCCCCAACGACACACUGCCAAGUCCAGCCUGGAAGAAGACUUAAAGAAGCUCAUCACGCUUGACAGUCCUCCCCCCACCACUACUGAAGAGAAGCCGUUCCCUGCACCAACUCCAACCCGGCGCUCCCUCCAGAGGACCCUGUCCGAUGAGAGCAUCUAUAGCGGGCAGCGGGGGUCCAUCUCCAGUGACAAACGCAACACCCCCACCGACCUCCUGUUCAGCUGCUCGACCGUGCCGCGCUCACCCACCGCUCGCAACGUGGCCAGCCGCCGAACGUCGCACAAAUCUCUUGGAAACCUUUCUGCUCCGGAGAGCACAGAGUUGGAACUUGCCAAGCAGCAAGGGCAGGAUGCAGCCCUCAUGCCGCUCCCUGACAGCAGGACAGAUGGCCCACUGGACUGGGCCCAUUUGGUAGACGCUGCCAAGGCGUUUGAGGAGCAGAGACUGGUCUAUCUGGCGGCUCAGGAGGAGAACUCUGUGGCCGAGAGCCCAGCAGGUGUCAGCCCACAGCAGGCUGAGCCGCAGGCGGCCCCGCUGAGACAGCCUUCCCCCAACGAGACACCAGCCUGUUUAAUGGGGAAAGUCAGCCAACUGGAAUCAAUGGUGAAAGUGCUCCAGGAAGACUUGAAAAGGGAGAAGGACGCCAAGGCGUCCCUGCAAAUUCAGAUCCAGGGCCUGCGCGAAGACAACCAGCGCCUCCUGGAGGAGUCGUACAGCGCGUCGGCCAAGCUCAAAAAGUUCACCGAGUGGGUCUUCAACACCAUCGACAUGAACUGA